AUGUCGGACAAAAAGACCAGCCAAAUAAAUCUAUCCACCAACAAGAAGAUCAAGAAGCUGCGCACCAUUAGCGUUGUGUGCAGCCUGACAGGAAGCUGGCAGCAGUGGGUGACGGAGAACGAGAACAAGCAGGCCGGAGAAUGUGUCUCAAAGAAACCUCAUCCUGUCAUCCAGCCAACAGAAGCUUUGCAACAGUAUGAAACUACUUCUGGAGAAGCUCAAAAGACUACUCACAAGGAUGCCAAAUAUUCAUCCAAAACAGAGGAGGUGAACACCACAGCUGAGGCGCUAUCUCGCAUCAAGGUGAAGCCAGUGGUGAAAACAGUGACCAGCGGGAUUCAGGAGAAAAGUGCUGGCAUUGGACUUUUGACAGAGUCCCUGCCAUCAGAAGAGGAGAUCGACAGGCUUCUGAAGAAGAAAAGCUCACCUACUCGCCGCAGGAAAUGCUCCAACGUGGUAUCAUCUCUGACCAAGAGCUGGAAGCAGGUGGAGAGUGAGCAGAAGCUUGGAAAAGAGGGAGGGGGGCCAGGUGAAGGACGCACCUGUGCUGGUGAUGGACAUACUGAGGCAGAGAAAGAGACACUGGACACAGUGGAUGCUCAUUCACACAAGAUGAACCCUUUGAAAGAAGAAGAGCAAAAACCCUCUGAAGGAGCCUCUGAGUCAGCAAUAAGGAUUAAAAGACCCUCAGUCCCAACGUACAAGAAGGAAGAUCCCAACAAGAUCAACGCCCUCUCCAAGAAAUAUAGCGCUGUGGGAAACCUCAAGAGCCGCUGGCAGAACUGGGCUUCAGAGCACACCGUUAACCAGAAACUGAACCCCUUCAGUGAAUAUUUCGAUCAUGAUUACUCCAUGUCCCUCCGCCUCCAAAAAGGCGAGGAAGGUUAUGGACGCCCCAAGGAGGGUACCAAAACCGCAGAGAGAGCCAAACGUACCGAGCAACACAUCCACGGUGAAAUAUCUGAUAUGUGUUAUGUGAUCAGGACUAUGGCUGAUCCGGAUCCAGACGGAAAGACCCAUGUCACGUUUGGACAGCUGUUUGACAGAUAUGUUCGGAUCUCUGAUAAGGUGGUGGGGAUUCUAAUGAGAGCCAGGAAGCACGGGAAGGUGGCGUUUGAAGGGGAGAGGCUGUGGCAAGGCCAGUAUGAGAGUUAUAAUUUCUCUGAUGGUGCAUGCCUGCACGGAUUGGGGAAGGGCUUUAAUGACCGCAUUCUUCCACAACAUCACGACAGCCGGAGAAACGUCAUGUCGUUCUCCAGUGCUGUCCUCCCACACUCCUUCACAUCUCUUCAAGAAGGCAUGCAUGUCUUCCUCCGUUCCUUUUUUCAGGCUGGUGAGGGCAUGUAA
Messenger RNA from Trematomus bernacchii (emerald rockcod), 1347 nucleotides. Its product is annotated as actin-binding Rho-activating protein-like. Gene Ontology annotation, molecular function: actin binding. Gene Ontology annotation, biological process: positive regulation of transcription by RNA polymerase II; positive regulation of Rho protein signal transduction. Gene Ontology annotation, cellular component: sarcomere. The record is from RefSeq and is a predicted model, not a curated record. NCBI's taxonomy places the organism in Eukaryota, Metazoa, Chordata, Actinopteri, Perciformes, Nototheniidae.